Molecule: messenger RNA, 2334 nt
Organism: Hypanus sabinus (Atlantic stingray)
Lineage: Eukaryota; Metazoa; Chordata; Chondrichthyes; Myliobatiformes; Dasyatidae
Gene: erg
Product: ETS transcription factor ERG
Exons: 13
Coding region: 328-1857 (509 amino acids)
Biological process (GO): cell differentiation; regulation of transcription by RNA polymerase II
Cellular component (GO): nucleus
Molecular function (GO): DNA-binding transcription factor activity, RNA polymerase II-specific; sequence-specific DNA binding
Source: RefSeq, a predicted model, not a curated record
AAUGCUGGUUGGAGUUACUUUUCUCUGCAGUUAGCGGGUUUGAAACAUUUUAUUUGCAUCCAUUCCUGUGGAAGUAUGGCUGGUGACUGAGCCCUGAAAAGAUUCCAGUGCAUACUUAGAUCCAGACAGUCACAUCUGCGUACAGUGCAGCUGAGAAGCAAACGUCGUACCACAUUCAGCCAGCCAAUAAAGGACUUGUGAGGCCUGCCUUGCUGUCACACCCUGGAGCUCAGGAAAAGGACAUGAUUCAGACUGUUCCAGACUCAGCGGCUCAUUUCAAAUGAGGACGUCAGUAGACAUCAACUGAAUGGAAAGACCAGAUUGCUGAUGUUGACCAUGACACCCGCUGUUGGAAAAAACCUGCCUUCUACACGGCAACAACAGGAAGCAUUAUCAGUAGUCAGUGAAGAUCAGUCCUUAUUUGAGUGUACCUACACUACACCACACCUAGCCAAGACGGAAAUGACAGCUUCCUCGUCAAGUGAUUAUGGACAGACUUCGAAAAUUAGCCCACGGGUUCCUCAGCAGGAGUGGUUAUCACAGCCACCAGCCAGAGUGAACAUCAAGAUGGAGUACAAUCCUAACCAGGUCAAUGGAUCCAGAAACUCACCAGAACAUUGCAGCGUAGCCAAAGCAGGGAAGAUGGUCAGUGGCUCAGAGAACGUUCCAAUGAGCUACAGUAACUACAUGGAGGAGAAGCAUGUCCCGCCUCCCAACAUGACAACUAAUGAGCGGAGAGUGAUUGUGCCAGCAGAUCCUACACUGUGGUCCACAGAUCAUGUGAAACAAUGGCUGGAGUGGGCAGUGAAGGAGUACGGCUUGAUUGACGUCGAUGUGCCGCUCUUCCAGAAUGUUGAUGGCAAGGAGCUCUGCAAAAUGACCAAAGAGGAUUUUCAGCGCCUCACCCCAAGCUACAAUGCUGACAUCCUUCUGUCACACCUGCAGUACCUCAGAGAGAUGUUCCUCAGGUUUUCCUCUCCUGCCUGUGGCCAAGGAAAUAGCCAUCACCAAAAAGCACCACUUCCUCAUUUGACUUCAGAUGAUGUCGAUAAAGCCUUGCAAAACUCUCCGCGUCUGAUGCACGCCAGAAACACAGGGGGUGCAACAUUCAUUUUUCCAAAUCCAUCAGUUUAUCCUGAACCAACCCAGAGACUGACAGUGAGACCUGAUCUGCCUUAUGAUGCAACCAGACGAUCAGGGUGGGGAAGUCAUGCUGGAGUUCCGCCAAAGGGAACCCCUUCCUCAAAUGUGACCAAAGUAGAAGACCAGCCUCGACAACCAAUAGCAGAUCCCUAUCAGAUUCUUGGGCCAACAAGCAGCCGACUUGCAAACCCAGGGAGUGGUCAAAUUCAGCUGUGGCAGUUCUUGCUGGAGCUUCUGUCGGACAGCUCCAAUGCCAACUGCAUUACCUGGGAAGGGACCAACGGAGAAUUCAAGAUGACUGACCCAGAUGAAGUUGCAAGACGUUGGGGAGAGAGGAAAAGCAAGCCCAACAUGAACUACGACAAGCUGAGCAGGGCCUUGCGUUAUUACUACGACAAGAACAUCAUGACCAAAGUCCAUGGCAAGCGCUAUGCUUAUAAGUUUGACUUCCAUGGGAUUGCACAAGCCUUGCAACCCCACCCACCUGAGUCUUCUGUGUACAAGUACCCAACAGAUAUUUCAUACAUGAGCUCCUAUCAUGCGCAUCAGCCAAAGAUGAAUUUUGUGGCUCCCCAUCCUCCUGCUCUACCUGUGACAUCAUCUAGUUUCUUUGCAGCUCCAGGUCCAUACUGGAAUUCUCCCACUGGAAGUAUCUACCCAAAUGCCAGACAUCCUGCCACCCAUAUGCCACCUCAUCUUGGCACAUACUAUUGAACAACGCUCAAAUUUUCGAUUAAGACUUGGGUUACUGCUCUGGGAAUGCAACACUGUGUUACUAACUAUGGACUUUUUUUAAUUGGAGAAAUAAAACCAAAGUUUAGACUCUAGCUAUACACAAAUACUGAAGAUAAGUCUCGAAUACUGGAAGAGAUAAAACCGUGUGUUGACUAAUUAGAAGCAAACUUGAUACAUAUCUGUGGAAGUUUGGAGUUAAGUUACUGAAAGAGCAGUAUUUUAUAAAGAGCACAUGCUAUAAGACAAAGAAUUAAGGAUCAGGUACCUGAUCGCUGUUGACAAUCAGGAAGAAAUAAGUGUUACAUGGAAUGCGAUAUUGAGAGUAAGGAAUUUGAGAAGGAAAGAUCAACACACAGCAAAAUAAAACCAAUGUUAAAAUUAUAUAAAAGUAGGAUCUUACCGACGAGAGACUUGACAUGUAACUUCUUGGAUGUUCCUCAGUAGUUAAACUCUUGC